ACUAGUUAGCAUUCGUCUCAGACCGCGCCUCUUUGUCUUGUUCUAUAUACUGUGUCCUUUUAACCCUCCUCCCCUCCUCCCCUCCCCCGUCUCAUCCUCCAAUUCCCUUCCCUCUCCUCAUUCCCUCCUCACCACCACUACUACUUCAACAAUGACCACAAUCCACGGCACCAAUCACCCAGCUUUCGCGUCGGUCCGCGAGACCUUCGCCAAUCACAUCGCCAGCGGCGUCGAACUAGGCGCCGCACUGUGCGUCUCCGUCAACGGGGAGACGGUAGUCGACCUCUGGGGCGGGUCAACGACAACCACAUCACCAAAACCAUGGGAGCACGACACAGUGGUCCCAGUAUGGUCACUCACGAAGCUCGUCACCGCACUGUCUACCCUCCUCCUAAUCGACAGGAAGCAACUCGACCCCUUCGCGCCGGUCACACAGUACUGGCCCGCCUUCCGCGCCUCGCAGGACAUCGAAGUCCGCCACCUCCUCAGCCACAGCUCCGGGCUCUCAGGCUGGGACACGCCCCCGAGCCCAGCAGAGCUAUACGACCUGGGCCUCACAACCGCGAAACUUAUUACCCAAGAACCGUGGUGGACGCCCGGCAGCGCCUCAGGCUACCACAUGCUGACGCAGGGAUGGCUACUGGGCGGACUGAUCCGGGAAGUAACAGGCCAGGCCUCACUGAGCGAGUUCAUCAAGUCCGAACUCACGCGACCGCUGAACGUAGAAGACGGGUUCUACCUCCGUAUCCCGGAGCAAGAGUGGCCGCGCAUCGCCGAGCUCGUGCCCCCGCCUAACUUCGCCAUCCCCGCCCUCGACCCCGCCAGCGUCGCCAUGCGCACCUUCCUCAGCGCACCGCUCUCGGUUGCUAGUGCGGCGACGGCUGAGUUCCGGCUGGCGGAGAUGGGCGCGUCGGAUGGGUUUGGGAAUGCGCGUGCGCUGAACAAGAUUCUGUCUGUCGUGUCAUUGGGAGGCGUGGUCGAUGGGAAAAGGUUUCUGAGUCCUGAGACGGUGGAGUUGAUCUUCCAGCCCCAGGUGUCUGGUGUUGAUCUUGUGCUCGGUGAGCCCGUAACUUUUGGGGUUGGGAUGGCGCUUGCGAGGCCGCUGGGUCCGGAGUGGUUACCUGACGGGCGACGCGUGGGCUAUUGGACUGGCUGGGGCGGGUCGCUUGGGUUGAUGGAUGCCGAGCGCGGCGUAACUGUGACUUAUACUAUGAAUAAGAUGGCGGAUGGGUUGCGUGAGAAUGGGCAGUGCAGGGAUUAUGUGGCUGCUGUUUAUGAGGCAUUGGAGGGGUAUUUGGCCGGUUUGUAGGGUUGUUUGUAUACUUCCGAGGGAGGGGGAGAGAGUACUGUACACUUCUGAGGGUUCUCCA
Molecule: messenger RNA, 1370 nt
Organism: Aspergillus homomorphus CBS 101889
Lineage: Eukaryota; Fungi; Ascomycota; Eurotiomycetes; Eurotiales; Aspergillaceae
Product: serine hydrolase domain-containing protein
Exons: 1
Coding region: 152-1309 (385 amino acids)
Source: RefSeq, a predicted model, not a curated record